AUGUCUGAUUUGCAAGAUACGACGAGCAGCGGGUCAACUUUUAGGGAUGAUAGGGAUGAUGUAGAGGUGGUGGAUCAAAUGUAUGACGCCACGAACCAGAUGGGUGAAGACAUGCCCAUUGGUCUUGGUGGGAGCUUUGAGUACCAAGGUGCAAUAAGGAGGGUAAGAGGUGGGGAAGCAGAGGGUACUGAUAAGAGUGGUGAGGAUAGUGCCCAGGAAAACCAAGGAGGUGUAACAAUUGCCGUAGCUAGGUCGAGUGGGGAGAAAAGGGAGGGCGAUUGA
This is a messenger RNA of Prunus armeniaca (apricot), 282 nucleotides long. Lineage: Eukaryota; Viridiplantae; Streptophyta; Magnoliopsida; Rosales; Rosaceae. The record is from the annotation of a GenBank genome assembly.